GUAGUAUGCCCCAAGAUGGCGCCGCGGUCGUCGUCGUUGGCGGCGGUGGCCGAAACGCUGGCAGAAGCUGCGGUGCUAGUCCUGAAACAGCAGAGAGAGGGAACAAGGCGGCGGGCGGACGGCGACAGUAUUUGUAGCAAGUAGCGGUGCAGAGGGGGCUUCCCCUCCUUUUCGGCUGUUGAGUGAGGAGGCAGAGACUCUCUGGGAUAGCGGGUCCCCCGCCCCCUUCUGGCAGGGAGACCCCAACCUACCCGCGUGCGGAGCCGACACCCUUUUCUCGGCUUAUCUCGCUGCUGCCUCCCCGGUGGGCCUUCCCACCCUUUUCCCCGACCGGAGAUGAUGAAGCUCAAGUCCAACCAGACUCGAACCUACGACGGGGACGGGUACAAGAAACGGGCGGCUUGCCUCUGCUUCCGCAACGAGAGCGAGGAGGAGGUGCUGUUAGUUAGCAGUAGUCGUCAUCCUGACAGAUGGAUUGUCCCUGGAGGAGGAAUGGAGCCUGAAGAGGAGCCUAGUGUGGCUGCUGUGCGAGAAGUUUGUGAAGAGGCUGGAGUGAAAGGGACAUUAGGAAGAUUAGUAGGAAUUUUUGAGAACCAAGACAGGAAACACAGAACAUAUGUUUACGUACUUAUUGUCACAGAAGUAUUGGAAGAUUGGGAGGAUUCUGUGAAUAUCGGAAGGAAAAGGGAAUGGUUUAAGAUAGAUGAUGCCAUAAAAGUUCUGCAGUAUCACAAACCUGUACAGGCUUCAUACUUUGAAACCUUAAGGCAAGGCUGUUUGGCUAAUAAUGGCACUCCUGUUGUGACCACAUCAUUCUCGAAGGAGAGCACACUAUCCGACAUCAGAUGACUGAAGACGGCCCUUUCAGAAAAGUUUGAAACAUAGACUGAAACUUGGAUUUCCUUUCUUCCCCUCUUCUCGCCGCUUUCACAUGUGUUCUUUGGUAAACAAGACAUGUGCAGCAGCCUUUGGCAGAGCAGAUGUUUGAGUGUUGCAUUAUAGUGCAAAGUGGGUGGUUUGGGGUUUUUUGUUUUUGCUUUUUCUUGGAUAUGUAUUUUGUAAUACACAUUUUGUGCAUGAAGUGUCCCUUCCCUAUUAACAAUUUUGACAAUGUGAACAGCAAGGCUAUUAGUUUCAUCUAUGCCUUGUCUUCUGAAAUGUUCUUGUAUAUAUUAUUCCAACCAUAGCCAAAUCUCUUAUCUUUUCAGUAAAGAAGGCUACAAAUGUGAGAUCAAUUCUUUAUGUCUUAGAUUUUGUACUGUAAGGUACUGUUGAGGUCUGUGUGGUGGCUACUUGCUCCACAUCAGCAGGUAACAUUUUUUAGAGGGAGAAAUCUAACACUGAUUUUGCAAGAUUUUUUUUUUUAAAAAAACACAAGCUGCUUCUUUAAAGAGGGCUUCAUAAACUUGCCUGCCUUGUUCUUUGAAAAAAAUUCUUUACGAUAGUGCUAGUGGCUGGGCCAAUUUCAUUCCCUGCAUCCUAUUCCCUGACCCAAACUUAAUACAAUGAGACUUGAAGGAGACUUGCAAAGCAUCCCUGGUGCUCAAUUCUUUCUAUAGUUUCAACCAGUAUGUCAUGUAACAAUGGACAGAAUCACAAAGGAUUGGUCACCAUUCAAAAGCAUAUGGGUUCAGAAGCCUAAUAAAUUACAAAGUCAGUAAAUAGGAAUCAGGGAUUUGAAAUAAGUUAAAACAUGUGAACUGGAACAAGAAGCACUAAUGCUUUUAAUAGUGUAAAAUGAUUUUAUCUUCCUGUUGCAUAAUGCUGGUGUCUUUUUAUGGUCCAUAUGCCUUACAUCUUACUGAACUGGAUAUUGUAAUUUGUGCUAAAGCAUUGGAUUGUACUUUGAGUGUCACCUCAUGGUGGGACAGUCACUUUAUGUCCCUGAAAAGAAUUCCCAGGGAAAAAUUCAAGUGUCCAGUCUACUUUGUCUGUAAUAUUGUAUCAUGGAGCACACUCAAAAUUGUAGACUUAUUGCAGCAAAGGUACAGCUAGUUCCCAAGUAGAAUUGUUUAUAGGAGGAUCUGUGUCAUUUAAUAGGAUAGUUAACCUGGUGCAUUGGCACACAUCACAUUUUUGUUUCUGUUGAUGUUUCAUACUGUCUUGAUUUGCCAAUAGUGUUGUCUUGUUUUUGGAAAGGGCUGUGGGAGGGGGUGGAUCUGGGUAGAUUUGGGGAGGGGCAUUAGUUCAUCCCUGGCUUGAGACAGGACUUAGUUGCUAUAUUUGGUGACUACUUCUUUGUCACAGUAUAGCCAAGAUGUGAAAUUAAACCUGCAGUACUCCAAUUUAGUAGAUAAUUCUCCCUUCCCCUUAACAUGCUUAAAAUACAUUUAAAAUAUUCUGAAAUAGUCAUGCAGCCCGAUGAAAAGUAAAUUAGUAUAGUUUCUUCAAUGGAUAGUUGCUAUAGAACCAAUAAUAUUUCUUAUUUUUUAAUUCCCUACUUUCUGUUAAUAGGAUAGCAUUCCUUAAUAUGGCAUCACUGAAACAAAAAGUACAUGCUGAAAGGUGCAGUUGAAAAAAGUGGCUUAAACUUGAUCUUGAACAAAUGAAAAAUUAUGUUAUGCCACUUUAUUGCCCUUCAUCUUAACAAAUAAUAAAAUUUAGCUGAGUGAGCUUGAUUAAUGUCUUGAAGCGUACAAUACAAUAAUAAUUUAUUUUACUAAGUAUAUAUGUGACACUAUCCAGGAUAGAAAAUCAUUGCCUUUAACUAAAGGUUUUAGGACAGAGAACUGUUUGAAAGAGAACUGAGACUCUUGAUGGAGUGACUGCAGUUUUAAUAUCUAUAGCAUGCACACUUUUUUAAAACUCUAAAAUGUUUUUAUAGGGCUGUUAAACUGAAACUUUAGAAUAGAAUAUUGUUGAUGAUAUUCUAAUAGUGAUUUCUUGUUUGUUUGGGUCAGGAAAAAUAAAUUGUGCCAAGAAAGUAGUUUAAUGUGGGAUGAAUUGAUGACUGUUUAUACAACUGCACUGAGUUGCUGAUGUUUGCCUUCUGAACUGGAAAUGGAAGAUGCGUCUCUUGGGGUAUAAACUGUCUGCAUUAUUAUUGGUAAACUUCCUCCUGUUUACUGAAACUAUUACACCUCCUUUUAGUGCACUAUAUACAUAGCUUUCCCAGCAUCUCAGGGUACUCUGUAGUAAACAAGCCAAGAAACUGUAGUAAUACAAUGAAAAUGCAUUAUAUCAACUCACUUUUUCACAUUUCUAAUUACACUGGAAGUUCCCAAACUGCCAGAACAUAC
Molecule: messenger RNA, 3239 nt
Organism: Notechis scutatus (mainland tiger snake)
Lineage: Eukaryota; Metazoa; Chordata; Lepidosauria; Squamata; Elapidae
Gene: NUDT3
Product: nudix hydrolase 3
Biological process (GO): diadenosine pentaphosphate catabolic process; adenosine 5'-(hexahydrogen pentaphosphate) catabolic process; diphosphoinositol polyphosphate metabolic process
Cellular component (GO): nucleus; cytoplasm
Molecular function (GO): endopolyphosphatase activity; bis(5'-adenosyl)-hexaphosphatase activity; diphosphoinositol-polyphosphate diphosphatase activity
Source: RefSeq, a predicted model, not a curated record